Messenger RNA from Pleurotus ostreatus (oyster mushroom), 1593 nucleotides. It is a transcript of the gene PYK1, whose product is annotated as Pyruvate kinase. Gene Ontology annotation, biological process: glycolytic process. NCBI's taxonomy places the organism in Eukaryota, Fungi, Basidiomycota, Agaricomycetes, Agaricales, Pleurotaceae. Gene Ontology annotation, molecular function: potassium ion binding; pyruvate kinase activity; magnesium ion binding. The transcript has 13 exons. Bases 1 to 1593 code for a protein of 530 amino acids. The record is from RefSeq and is a predicted model, not a curated record. Gene Ontology annotation, cellular component: cytoplasm.
AUGCCAUACGCAGCCGACGGAAUUCGUUCUCAAUUAGAGUGGAACUCGACUCUGAGUCCCGCAAAGGCCCCAGUCACCACAGAGGCGACCAAGUUCCUUCGCAAGACCGCCAUUAUCGCCACCAUUGGCCCCAAGGUAAACUCCGUCGAGAAGCUUGCCGCCCUCAGACGCGCUGGUGUUAAUGUCGUGCGCAUGAACUUCUCGCAUGGCUCGUAUGAGUACCACCAGAGUGUCAUCGAUAACACUCGCAAGAUGGUCGCAGCGGACCCUAAUGGUCGCCCAGUCGCCAUCGCGUUAGACACUAAAGGGCCCGAGAUCCGCACGGGGCUGAUGAGGGACGGAAUUGAUAGCGCAAUCCGUGCCGGCCACGAAUUCAUCAUCUCGACCGACCCAAAAUACAGCGAAAUCUGCGACGACAAGGUGCUGUGGGUAGACUACCAAAACCUUCCCAAAGUUACUGCGCCGGGGAAACUGAUCUACGUCGACGACGGUAUCUUGUCCUUACUGGUUCUGACCAUCGACGGACCGAAUGUCCACGUCCGUACCCUGAACAACGGAACCCUCUCUUCGCGUAAGGGUGUCAAUCUCCCCAAGACUGAGGUCGAUCUCCCUGCUUUGUCCGAGAAGGACAAGGCGGACUUGAAGUUCGGUGUCAAGAACGGCGUCGACAUGAUCUUUGCAUCAUUCAUCCGCCGUGGUCAGGAUGUCGUUGACAUCCGUGAAGUCCUUGGCCCUGAUGGUGCCAACAUCAAAAUCAUCGUUAAGAUCGAAAACGAACAGGGUGUUGAGAACUUUGACGAGAUUCUGAAGGAGACGGACGGUGUUAUGGUCGCUCGUGGCGACCUUGGCAUUGAGAUUCCUGCUAGUCAGGUAUUCCUCGCCCAAAAGAUGAUGAUUGCGAAAUGCAACAUGGCUGGCAAGCCUGUCAUCGUCGCUACUCAAAUGUUGGAGUACAACCCCAGGCCUACUCGUGCCGAAAUUAGCGACGUUGCUAACGCUGUCCUCGACGGGUCCGACUGUGUCAUGUUGUCCGGUGAAACCGCCAAGGGCUCAUACCCCAUCGAAUCUGUGUUGAUGAUGGCGGAGACAUGUCUUCUUGCGGAGGCAGCCAUUUGCUACCCUCCUCUGUACGACGAGCUACGAGCUUGCCAACCACGUCCUACCGCCACAGCAGAGACUGUCGCCAUCGCCGCCGUCGCUGCUGCAUCUGAGCAGGAUGCUAGUGGUAUUUUGGUCCUCUCUACGAGUGGUAACACCGCUCGUUUGGUCUCCAAGUACCGUCCUCGCGUCCCAAUCCUUACUGUCACCCGCAACCAACAAACGUCGCGCCAAAUCCACUUGCAUCGCGGUUGCUAUCCAUUCUGGUACCCCGAGCCUCGUGGAAUCCAGGAGCACCAAUGGCAAACAGACGUGGACAACCGUAUUCGUUUUGGCCUGAGAAAUGCGCUGGAGUUGGGUAUCAUCACUCCCGGAUCGACCAUCGUUGCGGUCCAAGGGUGGAAGGGCGGCCUCGGCCACACCAACACUCUCCGUAUCCUCACCGUUCCUACUGACCCCGCUGACCUUGCCCUGCAACCAUUGGGCUCGCAGUAA